This is a messenger RNA of Mycena citricolor, 2743 nucleotides long. Lineage: Eukaryota; Fungi; Basidiomycota; Agaricomycetes; Agaricales; Mycenaceae. The record is from the annotation of a GenBank genome assembly.
UUCAUCGAGGUGUUCCUUGCCAAGUAGGCCACCCUCUGUCAUCAUCUCUGGCGCUGUGUCUGAUCGUAACGGCCCUACAGCUCCCCUCGCGUGACCGGUCUUUCCCAUGAAACCAUGUUCGGGUAUAAGAUGCCCUUCACCGUAACGACAUGUCAGAGCUCACCAACGUCCUUUACGCGCACCGUACUCAUGGGGGUCGUUUCGCAGACGCUGCUGUGCUGAUGCUCGGAAACCAAAUCACCAACAUAUUGCGUUUCUUCCUGUCCCGAAACAUCCGCAUCGCCCGGGAACGCGCAUGGGACCAAACAGUCGCGUCUCGCGGGAAAAGCGCUGAUUUCUGGAUCCCUUACGUCGAAGAAUGGGAAACGCCCCCUCGCGUGCCAACGGACACGUGGAGCGGCCGAAUGGAGAAGCAGUGGUCCAGCGCCGUCUUCAUGUUCUUCCUGAAACGAGCUCUGCUCGUCCCCCUGAACUUGUAUCCGGGUCUGGGCAUCGUCGUCGCCGCGUGGUUCAAGUCACUGGCGACCGCUCACCGCCAACACACGCAGUAUUUCGCCGCAAAGAAGAUGUCUGAUAAAGAGGUCGCCGUGUUCAUGGAGGAGCGCAAGUGGGACUACAGACUGUUUGGCUUCGCUGCGGCGUUGUUGGAGGGACUGCCCAUCAUCGGUCUCGUUUUUACGGUCUCGAAUCGUGUCGGGGCCGCAAUGUGGGCUCACGAUCUGGAAAAGCAGCAGCAUUUCUAUGCUUCGAAACAUGAUGUUGAACUGAAGCAGAGAGGUUGAAAGGAUAUGCAGCGCGUGAAUAUUCACUCAUGUACUCCGAAUAUAUGUAAGCACUUGGCUGACAUGUGUUUUGCUUCUGCUUCGGCCAGCCAUGGUCGGAUCGCCGACAUCCAUCGAGUCGCACAAAGCAUCGGUAGAGAGGAUGCAAAAUAGCAGCAGAACAAAAAUGAUGGUAAUAUACUUGAUACAGUACGCUGGUGCUACAAGAAAGCGUGUAUUCAUGGAAGAACGGUCAGUGUCGCGGAAAAGUCCCACAGGCCCGUCCCCCCACUUCCGACGAUUUGGGGCGCAGGUGCGGGGGCUCGAGGCGAUGCGUGCAGGACGAAGGUCCUGUCACUCAUCGGCUGGAGCAACGAGAGGCGAAUCGUGUUGGCACCCGCUUGGAUAUAGUCCGUCACGUCGAUCGGCGAGCCCGCGUGCUGCCCCCUCAGAUGAGCAGUGGAGGAGGGUGAGAUUCAUAUUCCGGACACACCAUAUCGUAAGGCAACCAGGACCGGCCCCCGCCUCCUUCGCCGCCGCAGAUGUCAACCACAAGUGUAUUGUCCGGCGGCCACAUGCACUCCAGUGCGAACGUCGCAUUCGCCUUGUCCGCGGGUGUCGGGUCUCGCAAAUUGUCAUACAUCUGCGAGAGCGUGGCGGUCGACACACAGAGGAGAUUGACAGCGAUUUUUGGCGGCCUGUGUCGUCGCGUGGCGGGAUCCUCGUCUCUGGGUGGCGUCAGUCCGGCGAAUACCAGGAGGAAAGUGAGAGAAACCCACGGCAGCGGAAUAUCCCAUGCGUAGGCGAGCCCAGGUUCGACUUGGAAGGUGACUUCGAGGAGAGUAGACCAAGCACUGCCUACUUUGACCAUCCACAGCCCUGGCACGUUAUCACAUGGAUUCUCAGGUCGGGGUGGAACUGCCGGUGGGAGAAUUGCGUCAGUUCCUCGGCCAGAGGGUCCUACUGUGGAACCAGCGGUGAACAUGUGGCUAGGGACUAAAUUUGACAGCAAUGAUCCUGCUUGUGUCCGAUGUGGCGACGGAGAACGCGGGCCAUUCGAUGACGGUCGCAUCGGUUCGAUACCCCCGUCAGGUGACCGCCUUCGUGAAGGUGUUGUUUGUCGUUGAGGAGAAUACUUCCGUCGAGAAGGGUAUUCCCACGGCGGCGACUGGUUGCGGCGCGGAGAAUAACGUUGCGGAGAUCGACUGUCUCCGGAAGAAUGCUGGCGAGGAGAAUGCAUGAGAGGAGAGUGCGGAAAUGGAGAAUGGCGCCGUGCCGAAUGGUAAUGCCCGUUCGGUGAAGCUCGUCGGACUGGGGACCGGGGUCGAAGCGGAGGUCGAUUUCUUAAUAGAUCGAAUUCUUCAAGCCUACGGCCUCUUUGUGGGGAAAGGGAUUGCACAGAGCGUCGAUCACUGCCAAAGUCCCGUUCUUUCCCUUUCAGCGAAGGUCCAGAAUGAAAUGAUGUACUGCGUGGCUCUUGAAUUGGAGGGGGCAAGGAUUGCCCAUUGUUGCUCAAAGAAAGAGGAUCCCCGAGACCGUUCCUGGGCUGUUCCGGUGCGAACACAUCCUUCAGGCGCGCCUCCCCAAACUUCACACUCAGUUCAUCUUUGACGUGGCCUAUCCUCGUGGCAAAGGCCUGGACCACAGGGGGCGUCAACAAGUCAUUGAUUUUCCGCUCGGUUUCUUUGACAUUCAAGUCACGGUCUCGUCGCCUGGCGUUAUUGAGCACUGCGUCCCUGAGUGUGAUACCCGCUUGUGUACGCGGAGAGUCGCGUUCGAGGGCGGAAACCGGCGCUUCGUCGCCGGUUGUGAAAGGUUGACCGUGUGGCAGAGAGGCUGACACUGCGCUGGCUUCGUCUAGGGUCUGCUUCGUCGAAGACUGGCCCGGCUGGUAUUCCUUGGCCACUCGUGCUGGAUCAUUGAUGAUCGCAUCGACAGCCGUAAUGUCCGCGAAGGAGAAAGAUGAGGAUCCAGAAGAUGGU